Frieseomelitta varia is the source of this 1225-nucleotide messenger RNA. It is a transcript of the gene eff, whose product is annotated as ubiquitin-conjugating enzyme E2-17 kDa. NCBI's taxonomy places the organism in Eukaryota, Metazoa, Arthropoda, Insecta, Hymenoptera, Apidae. Gene Ontology annotation, cellular component: nucleus. The record is from RefSeq and is a predicted model, not a curated record. The coding region runs from base 220 to 663 and encodes 147 amino acids. Gene Ontology annotation, molecular function: ubiquitin conjugating enzyme activity. The transcript has 7 exons. Gene Ontology annotation, biological process: ubiquitin-dependent protein catabolic process; protein polyubiquitination.
GAGUCUCUGCUUUAAUUUCACAAUAAAAGAUAGAAUUACAAUUGCUCGGGUUGAAGAUGGAAGAGACAGUGUAGGAAUCGCUGACGAAUACUCAAUUGACUAACGCGGUAAGGCUACGUUUAGAAGGCAGCCAUCUUGCUAUCCCUAAUCAAAGAUCUUCGGCUAGCGGCUAUCGCUGUCUGGUUUUCAGCCGGUUAAUAUCAACACACAGUUCAACAAAUGGCUUUAAAACGAAUUAAUAAGGAACUUCAGGACCUUGGAAGAGAUCCACCUGCGCAAUGCUCUGCUGGUCCUGUAGGAGAUGAUUUAUUCCAUUGGCAAGCAACUAUUAUGGGACCACCUGACAGUCCAUACCAAGGGGGCGUAUUUUUCCUUACAAUUCAUUUUCCCACAGAUUAUCCAUUCAAACCACCUAAGGUUGCUUUUACAACCAGAAUUUAUCAUCCAAAUAUCAACAGUAAUGGAAGUAUUUGUUUGGAUAUUUUAAGAUCGCAAUGGUCCCCUGCACUCACCAUAUCAAAGGUUUUACUAUCAAUAUGCUCCUUGCUUUGCGAUCCAAAUCCAGACGACCCUCUGGUACCAGAGAUAGCAAGGUUAUACAAAACUGACAGGGAGAAGUACAAUGAAUUGGCACGUGAAUGGACGCGCAAGUAUGCCAUGUGAUGCGCCAAUCUUCGUUGACUUCAACAUCUAAAAACCACCAACAAGCAGCCCCAGCCUAUUGCCACUUAUGCAUCAGCACCGAUUGAAAUUAGCUAUGGCUCGUCUACUUUAAAACUUAAGCCAGUACUCGGGCUCGAAGAAUGCUCAGACAAACGUGAUCAAUCUGAAGUUCCCUUCGUCCCGAGAGGCCUGCGAAUAUUGAGACGUUGCCACAAUGGCAAUUGAGGCAAUUUGAAAGGUGGUCACAUAACAUUAUAUAUAUAUAUAUAAAAAUCAGGAAAAAAGAAACAUGUCCGCUUUGAUUUUCAUAAAUAAAAAUGGAAGUAAAAUAUAGGAGAGUGAAAGUAGGAUUUGUAUUUGAAUUUAAUAGUUUAAUUUCUAAUUAUUGUGCUUAUAAUAUCGUAAUAUUAUAUACCUACUUUCUCAGUGAAAUGAAAACCUUGAACUGACAGCACACCAAUUGUUAGUUUUAACGCAAGUGAGCAAUGUUUGCCCGUCCCUUGGAACGAUGCGGUCACUUUUUUGUAAGACUGGGCUAUAUAUAAAUACUACUGAAACUAUA